Molecule: messenger RNA, 1992 nt
Organism: Harmonia axyridis
Lineage: Eukaryota; Metazoa; Arthropoda; Insecta; Coleoptera; Coccinellidae
Exons: 8
Coding region: 212-1258 (348 amino acids)
Source: RefSeq, a predicted model, not a curated record
UAUUAUACUUCAAGUUUUUCGCUUGUGCACAUCCUAGUGUUCUUUUGUUGUGUACAGGAUGGUUAGAUGAAAAUAGUCAGUGCAGCGAGAUCAUAAACGUAGCAUUAAUAAAUAAAAAGUGGUGUUACAAGAUUCGAGUUGUACGGGCAAGAAGUGCAUUGUGCAAUUAUCCAAAGAUCAAAGAUCGGUAACCUAGUCUAGUCAAAACAAAAUGAAGUGUGUGGCAAGUUUCGCGUGUUUUAGCUUGUUGGUGGUCUUCGUAUGUGCUGCCCCAGCUCCACAAUUAGGAGGAUCAUUCUCAGCAUCGGUUCAGGCAGGAACCUCACCAUCAGCAUCACCAAUAGGAGGCUUGACGAAUAUUUUACAAAAUAUCGAUCUGCCAGGCCUACUUAGAGGAAUAAACAGUUUUGUUGGUUUAAUCAGACAAUUCUGUCCUCCAUUAUCACAGAUCUUAGAUAACGUAAUCCAAAAUGUAACGAGUCAAGCAUUCAGGAUAUUCGGUCGAGCCAUUUUACAAAAUGGCGGACUUGGCGGAGGUGCUGGAGGCACCCAAAAGGUCAAUGUUGUUCUUCCAACGUUCCCUCCAGAUGAAGAUUAUGAUGAAGAUGAAGAAGAAGAAUCUGGCCCAGUAACCGUAGACUUGGACACUAGAGCAGGAAAGCCAUCACAAGAGACCACCACAUCUUCGGCUUCCGCAGAUGAUAACACAGUCGCAAAAAGGCAUGUUAGGGUAGUGCGAGAAGCUGAAACCGAUCAAGAGCUUGCAGAAUCAGCACCAGAGCCACAAGAAGACCUCAGCAACGUAGACACCGAAAGUGACAGUGACAGAGGCAAAAGGUUCCUACCUUUCGGAGGUGAUGGUCAUGGAGGUGGAUCAGGAAACUUCCUUUUCGAUGUCAUUCGGAACACAGCUGACAUGACCGGCAGAGCCAUGGGGACCCUCUACCGAAUUGUUGCAGGAACUCAAAGCUUUGGAUUCUCUUUCAACAAUACGAAUUCAAGACAGUUGGUAGCAGGAUCAGGAGCUACUGAAGAUGGAACUGACAGUGGUCAUGCCGGUGUAGGAGGUGUUGCUGAAAUUGAUAUUGCCAAAGGUGCUGACGGUUACACCGAAGGAAUACCCGGACCUAUCACAAGGCUCUUCGUCAUUGCUAACAGAGGAAUCGCCAACCUAGUACAAGAUUUGAUCCUGCGUUUGGCCCAAACCAGUGAAAGACUAGUCAACUUCAAAGCACGUCUCAUCACCGCUUUGAUCUAAGUCUAGAAGUUUCACUGAUGGAAGACAAUCACCGAUCAUUCGAAAAUUCAUCCAUUCUUGCAGUUCACCAUUCCGUUAAUUUAAUUACCAUCGAAUGAAGAAGUCAUUUGAGGAGUUUGAAUUUGACUUAACGAAACAGGAAACGCUUAACUCAGGCAUAAAAACAUUCUACUAUCUCACCAAAUACAAGUAUUGCUUUUAUAACCCUUGUUCUAAAUCGAACUCUUAUGACUUCAGCAUCAAUUAAAAUUCGCACAAACCAGCAUUGUAGAAAAUCAUUCUGUACAUGAUGAUCGUGGUUUAUUUAUCAAUUCUCUUCAUUUGUUGUUAUUUAAUUAAGUUUAAUUUUUCUUUGUAAAUAGCUGUAAAAUUCCUUCUAUUUCUAUUUCGUUUUAUACAUUGCUCCUUGCCAAUACUUUGAUGAUUCUUUGUUAGUCAAAUUAUCCAUUUUAGUACAUUUUAUUUUAAGUUCUGUAGGUUAUAAAUUGUCAAUGAUUCAAGGCCUGAACAUUUGCUCAUCAGAAAAUUCAAUUGAAUAUUGUCUUGUAAAUAAUGACAACAACAAUCUUGGGUUCUUAGAAAGCUGGAUUCAUUCUGUUUCUUUAAGUGUAUGUAGUGUAUAUAAAUUUGUAAUUUUUGUUUUGGUGUUUUACAUUGUUAUCGAUUCGAAAGAGAUAUAAAUUACAUGUACGUUGUCUAGAAUAAUUAUCGAAAAAAUAAAAUUAUUACGUUAA